UCAGUAUCACAGUGCAUUCCGUGGCUUGUCGUGUUCAUCAUUGAAUAUCUGGCUAUUAUCAUCCUUAAUUUGAUCACGAUUAUUGUACUGAUAAAGAACCAAAAGCUACAGCGCCGGAGUACAUAUCUAAUUGUCCAUCUGGCGAUCGUUGAUCUCUUGGUAGGAGCAGUGUCUGCCCCUGAGAAGAUAAAAUGGAUGGGGAGUUUUUGUAAUCUGUGGAGUAUCGGUUGGAAAAAUCCCGUAUUAUCUUUGGUGUUCUCCUUUGCCUUCCCUCUUGCUUCGCUGGUAAAUCUGACUGCAAUUUCGCUUGAGCGGGCACAUGCAACAUUUUGUCCAUUCAAGCAUCGUUUUAUGAAGAAAUGGGUUUAUGCAGUUAUAAUUAUUUUAAUUUGGUUGAUUGUAGCCGCCUGGAUAGGAAUAAUAAUGAUGAGUAAUGAUUUCCUUAUCCACUUUAUGAUGUUUUCGGCUUUUUUCAUCUUAAUGUCUUUAACUAUUGUUUCGUACGUUUCUAUUUUUGUCAAAGUCCGCUUUCAUCGUCAACUGCGUCACAGUAACACAGCGAGGGAAAGAAAAUUGACAAGCACUUUAUUCAUUGUGACCAAUAGGAUUUGCAAUUACUUGGUUUCCACUGAUAAUAUAUCUAGUUGUGUUUCAUCCCCAUUCAGCUUACAAUAUUACCAGGCGGUCAUUAUUCCACAUUGAAAGAGCAGCAGCGGUUUUAUUUAUGGCUAAUUCUGUUAUAAACCCUAUGAUCUACGCCAUGAGGAUGCCAGAGUUAAGGCAAGGUAUAAUGCAAAUCAUCUUCCGCCGGAAUCCAUUCCGUCUGAAUCCGGCUGAUAUACCAUUACGUUAGCUCUUGCUCAAUUACCAUUUUCAACCCCUUACGAACAGAGUACUGCGAGUGACCAUCAUAAAUGAUUUCCAUAGAAGCACUGAGAUCUAAUUGAUCCUAGUCAGCGAUUUCAAGUCAGAAAGGUGUGAAAAUUGGCAAAAGUCUUCUAUAGAUAUAUUUUUUCCAACUUCUUUUCUCUGCUUUUUUUUUUUUUGUAAAAGCUAUUGCAAAUUAAUUACUUAUGUAGAGACAAUUAGAGUAUUUUCCAAUUAACAAAAGUCCCAUGGAUAAUAUGUUUAUUAAUCUUGCCAGAUCGCAAGUUAGGCAUUCUAGAGAAUAGAGAAAGAGCAGCGACUUCCAAAGAGCAAAAAUACUUAUUGGUUGACCUUUGUUUGUUAAAAAUGCCAAAAUUUAACAGCACUAAAUUUAAUUGAAUUGAGUUUUUUUCUUUUUUUUUCUGUAUGGCAGCGGUUCCUCCUGCAAACUAAACGUGGGCCAGGUGCCUAGCACGGACCAUAAACAAAGAAGCCUCAUCGUUUCAUUGUUUAUGCGUUUGCCUGUUUUGCUUAUCUGGGAUAGUUAUGUAUGUAAAUGGACUAUGAUAUGUAAGUCAGCGUUGUGAAGCCAGACUGAGUCAGAUUAUGACAUUGUGGUAAUAAAGGGACCAUGCCAUGAAGUGUUGAAAUGAACAAACCACAGAAUUUGUUACGGCCUGGAAUGAAAACAAAAUAUAUAAUAAAAAUUUUCGACGGAUCUUAGUCUGAAACUGAAAACUAAGCGAAAUAAUGUUGAACCCCACAUCAAGUUUGCACUCUGCCCAGUCCUCUUCCAUCAAAAAGAGUACACCCCAUGGAAGACAACACGUGCACCCCCACCUCUACCAUUUCGCUUCCAAGACUUUCAACCCGUUUCCACACGACAGAUUAAGUUCCUUCUCUGAUUGAAUCACAUUUUCAGCUCGAUCGACAUGCAAAUUGACCACGAACCCGGAAGGAUAGCUUUUCGCAAAUUUCUUUCUGUUAUAAUCUAGACGCGAUUGAUUUAGCUAGGCAAACUCUCUAUAUUGAACGAAUCGUUUUGUAACUGGAUUGACAGUGUUUUUUCCCUAAAAUUCGCAGCCAACGAAUAGAGCCAGUUCCAACCUUUCGCUGACUCAAGAAAAAGAACUUCAACAUCAUUUUGCCAAAACCCACUUGGUAACCUGGUUAUUGCGGUUAGUUUCCAAUCCUUCUCGAUCGACUUAGACAUUCACGAGGUACUUGGCUCAACCUGAUAUAGCUGUAAGUUUCAUGAUUAUUUUUAUUCUCAUUUUACUCCGGAGAUAUAAGUAUCACCUUACUGCGACCAAAUACAACGCCUAUACAUGGAACUGUUAAGCACGCCUACUAAGCUGAAGUUAUGUUUUUAUGCUUGCAUAAGAUGCGAGCUCACCCUUUAAACUGUGCAUUUUCACUUCUGCAAGCCGUGGCUUAUGUAAGUCCACGGUUUGGAGCACCUCUAAAUAAGCCACGGCUUAAGAAGAAGCAUAAUCACUUGUAUAAACGGUUUUGCGUCUUGUUUGUGACUUACGCAAGACGCUAGCUUACGCUGCGCAAGCGCAAUUUUUUCCCGCGCGCUUGUGGGCCCUUGUUGCAAAUUGUUGUUGACCGCGCUCGCCCUUGUGGGCACUUGUUGCAAAUUUUUGUUGGUUAAAGGCAACAUUGCAUUCAAACGAGACCGCCUCAAAAAUUAUACGCGAGCCAUCUAUACGAGCAUUUCGUAGACUAUUUAAGUCGUGCUUGUAUAAACUGUCCAGUUUGUGUGACAGUCAAGCCGCAGCUUGUGUAAACCGAGGAUUAUUUUCUUCUAAUAAAAGGCCCUAAAAAAUCAAUGAGUUAUAGAUUCUCCAACAAAUAUUUGGUGUUGGAAAAUUCUUGAUUACUGUACUUCAAUAUCAAGUAUUUUCCAUUAAGUAUCACUCAGUAUUACCUGAUGAUAGCCAGCUCAUGUCACUGAACUUGAAUAAGUCACGUCUAGGCUGAAACAUGGGUAUGAAAACAUAUCUUUGAUCUACGUGGGUGCAGCUGAUCUUUACAUCCAACACGCAACACAGGAUUACUGUAAUCAAAUCUCGCACGAGGAAUCAUUAUUGAGAAAUGGGAGCGGACGUUACCAAAGGUUCCAACACACCCAAUUAUAUGUACCUCUGCCAUGCAAAUGAAAUUGAAGAUUGAGGACGCAGGAAUGUCUAAAUGAGUAAUUGAUGGAAUGAAUCACAAAAUAUUUGGUAUGCGAUCACAACUUGAUUACUCAGCAAGUAUUACCCAUUGCAUAUUUUUUGAUAGCACCCUUCGAUAACGCACUUGUGUCACCGAUCAAUGAUAUAUUACGUCUGGGAAAAACUAUCGCUAUAUAUAGCUGACAUUUAUCACUGUUAUCUCGCCUCAUGAUCCAUCAAAUAUUUUUGCUUGCGUGCGAUUGUUCUAAAGGGACCUCCAAACGCAGCACGUUACCGAAUACCCCACGUCUAAAACCGGGUUAUCUCCGAGAAUAUCACCCAAACGAUAUCCCCCAACUUUCAAACCUUACAUUCACUGUGAUAAGUCUUCGUUUUACAUUUGAUUCAAGAUGAGAGAGGGUUUUGUGGUUAUUACCGACUGAAAGGGAAUUCUUUUUUGUUCAUUAAGUUGUACCAGAGAACACUCAAAAUACAUCCCACGCUGCAUACAGUAAGCUGUUCUGAAACAAUUCUUCGCGCGCGUUACAAAAUAUUUAAAGGAUAAUAAACACAAUAGCCUCUGUUUUUCGCUAAAGUGUGUACGGACAUAUUUUUGCGCUAAAUAGAGGGCUUUGUUUAUUUAUAUUUGCCUUAUGCCUUCACUUGCAUUUUCUCAAAAUAAAAUUUAUGACCUCGACUUACACAGGAGGAUCUUUUGAAAGCUGAGCAGAGCUAGUUAGAGCCGUACCUUUAUUAAGUUCAUUUAAAAGUGCAAUGAACUAUUUAUUGAGCAACAACACAACAACACUUGAAACUCUCCGAGGAAAUGUGGUGCAAACAGUAAACACCAGCCGGUAGAUGAACCAAUAUUUGACGUAUAAAGAAAACUUCCUGUAGGCAUUUUUGGUCUGUAAUUACAUUUUGACCUCUCGAGAGUUGGACCUGUAUUCAGCCUCCUUGACCGUCUGCAUCAAGAACGUAUCGUGUCUUUUUUUAAGCGCGCACUAUGAUUGGGUUGUUUUUGUAUUUUGAAGAAUUUAAAUAUUGCGAGUUGAUUCUUAUCUCUUGUGAGAUAAAAGAAGAAAAUGUUUUAACGACGAAUUCAGCAGGAUUUGUGAGAUCUUGAAAAGUUUCAGUUUACUUAACCGAUUGAGCCAUUAGUGGACGGUUCACUGAAACUUUGUGGCUGUUGCUGAAAUACUUUGGAAGCUGGAUUGUUUCCAUAAUUAUUUAUUCCAUAAUUAUUAACUCAGCGAACUUUUUUCCACUUUUUUCUUAAUUCAGUUCAUCGGGUGUCUACCAACACAAGCAACAACGCAAUGGCUAACAACACCAUGGAAAGUACUCGUAAUAACAUGAGCGACGAGAAAUUGAUAUCGAAUGCUACAUUCGAUUGUAUUCCGUGGCUUUUUCUACUCAUCAUUGAAUGUCUGGCCAUAGUCAUUUUUAAUGCUGUCAGUGCUUGUGUACUCGUGAAGAUACGUGCUUGAUCAUCCACCUGGCGAUAGUCGAUCUUUCAGUGGAGGAGUGGCAGGUCCCGUGUUCAUCCAAGGAUUAGGAGCUUCCUGCAAUCUGUGGGAGAACGUAUUAAAAACGCGUUAAAAAUUGGGUCUAUGGAGUUAUAAUUAUUGUAACUCUCGCGCUGGUGGGAGACCAUGUCCACAGAAAAGGCAGCUACGUUGAGUUUUUGUCGUUUCGUCUUUUUUUUGUUCUUCUCCUUUUACUAAUUUCUUUUCCUUACAUCUCAAUUUUUGUGAAAGUCCGUUUCGGUCACCUUCUGCCAAAUCACAGUGAAGCAGCUGCGAGGGAACGAAAAUUAACGAGUACGUUAUUUAUGGUGACUCUUGCAUCCAUGCUUGCGUGGCUUCCAAUGGUAAUUGAACGAAACAUAAACGCUUAUUAUCCCCAUUUAGUUAACAGGAUGUUUUCCGGUCACAUUUUCAGGGCAGUGCUGCUGCUGUGCCUUGGCAACUCACUGGUGAAUCCCAUAAUAUACGCCAUGCGGCUGCCAGAAUUAAGACAGGACAUGAUGAAAAUCAUAUUUCACCGCACAUCAAACAGAUCAAACGAGGGUGAUACUCCUCUUUAA
Pocillopora meandrina is the source of this 5118-nucleotide messenger RNA. NCBI's taxonomy places the organism in Eukaryota, Metazoa, Cnidaria, Anthozoa, Scleractinia, Pocilloporidae. The record is from the annotation of a GenBank genome assembly.